GGGACAAGAACCAAAGCGAGGAGGCACUGGAGCGGAAAUCAACCUGAAGAAAGAAGAGGAGGAGACGAUCGGAAUCGCCAUGGACGACGAGGCUGUUGAACUAUAGAGCGCUGUGUGCCCCUGUGCCUAGUCAAAGCACACAGCGCCCACGAUCACCCACGUACAUGAGUAGUGGUGUAGUGGUGCAGUUAGCUACAGUAGUGGUGCUCGUCACCUGAGUUUCCUCCUGUACUUAUACGGCCUAGACAGAUCAAUGCAAAGUGUGUUGUGUCUCAUCUUCCUUCAUGGUAUCAGAUGUCGCACGGUUCUAACCCCUUUGCGCCUGGUUCCUCCGCUUCCGCUUCCAUGGACACGAACUCCUCUUCCUCCUCUGAUGGCUCGCCCGCCGCGUCGCCCGGCCACGCCGCGGCCGCGGCCGCCGGCGCCGGCGCCCUCCACGCUGUGCCAGCGCCCGCUGUCUCGACUGCUGCCGGCCCCAGCGUUGUGCUUGCGGCGCCCUCCUUCCCUGCCUCCAUCCUGCAGACGGUUGACAUUUGUCAGCAUGUCCUGGUCACUCUCGACCUGGCGGCCGGCAACUACGCUCAGUGGCGGCGCUUCUUCGACGCCGUCAUUGGCAUGUUCGGCCUCCGCAGCCACCUGGAUGCCGACUUCGCCGCUCCUCUCGACAACCCCGACUGGGUCAUGGUCGACCACUGCGUGGUGCAUUGGCUGUAUACCACGAUCUCGCCGGAGCUGCUCGAGAUCGUCAUGCAGCCUGAGAACACCACCGCCACCGUCUGGGCCUCCAUCCAGGGCAUCUUCCACGACAACCAGCUCUCCCGUGCCGUCUACAUCGACGCGGAGUACCACGCCUGCGUCCAGGGCGAUCUGACCGUCUGGAGUACUGCACCCGCCUAAAGCGGUUCGCUGACCAACUCCGCGAUCUGGGUCAGCCCGUCUCAGAGCCACAGCAGGUCUUCAACCUCCUUCGCGGGCUCGGCCGUCAGUUUCAUGGCGCGAUCCCGCACAUCACGUCGCAGGUGCCUCUGCCGAGCUUUCUGCAGGCUUGCUCGUUCCUCAUGCUGGAGGAGUUUCGCGCUGAGCAGGCCGUGCGCCAACAGUCGGCUCACGCUCUCCUCGCCGGCCGCGCUGGUGGCCCCGUGCCGCCGUCUCCUGGCGCUUCCAGCUCCGGUACCGCUGCAGGCACCAGCCCCGCCGGUGGUCGCGGGCGUAACCACCGUCGCGGGCAUGGGAACGGGACCGGCAAUUCGUCCUCCGCGGCUCCUUCUGUGCCCCGCAACCCAGCAUACCCGGCGCCUGCUCCCGGCGCGAACUCCUGGACUGGCCUUGUCCAGGCAUGGCCGGUCCCUUGGCGCGCGCCCGGCGUGGGCGUGCUCGGCCCGCGCCCCGGCGUUCCGCAUCAGCACGCCAUGAUGGCCGCGCCCAUGGCUCCUCCACCGCACGGCUACACCUACGGCUACGCCCCCGGCUUCAAUCCCGGCGGAUACGGACCCGCACCCAGUGGCUACGCCCCCGGCUUCACCCACGGCGCGUCGACAUCCACCACGCCCUGGGACAUGGGCGCUCUUCAGAGUGCACUGCAGCACUCCGCCCAGUCGCCGCCGUCCGCCGGGAGCUCGUCGGACUGGGUCCUCGACACUGGGGCCUCCGCGCACAUGACCUCCAACGCUGGACAUCCGCACUCGGGCGGUGAUUCUGCGAUGUGAUUCCGACGGCGAUCUUUAUCAUGUGGCGUCCAGUUCCUCGGCUCCAUCCGCUCGACACUUCGCCGGCGUCGUCACCGUGGACCUGUGGCACCAACGGCUUGGUCACUCCGGCCAGUUAUCUACCAGUAGUUCGUCUGCUUUGUUUCCUUUUACAUGUAGCAAGUCAGCACCGCACACAUGCCAUGCCUGCCGCAUUGGCAAACAUGUACGCUUGCCAUUUGCUCCAUCGCAGUCCUGUACUUAUUUUCCCUUUCAACUGUUGCAUUUGGAUGUAUGGACAUCUCCAGUCGUGAGUAUCUCUGGUUUUCAGUAUUACUUAGUCAUCAUCGAUGA
Triticum urartu is the source of this 2039-nucleotide messenger RNA. RefSeq lists its product as uncharacterized. Lineage: Eukaryota; Viridiplantae; Streptophyta; Magnoliopsida; Poales; Poaceae. The record is from RefSeq and is a predicted model, not a curated record.